Gastrolobium bilobum is the source of this 988-nucleotide messenger RNA. Its product is annotated as V-type proton ATPase subunit c''2-like. Gene Ontology annotation, cellular component: proton-transporting V-type ATPase, V0 domain. Gene Ontology annotation, molecular function: proton-transporting ATPase activity, rotational mechanism. The record is from RefSeq and is a predicted model, not a curated record. The transcript has 4 exons. Gene Ontology annotation, biological process: proton transmembrane transport. Lineage: Eukaryota; Viridiplantae; Streptophyta; Magnoliopsida; Fabales; Fabaceae. Bases 74 to 688 code for a protein of 204 amino acids.
ACGGCGUUCUGUUCUUUCUGUGGUUAACAGAACAACACCGGAUCUCAAUCGUUUCGUUCGCAACACAAUCACAAUGUCGAUCUCUACGACCAUUGCUGGGCAUUCGAGCUCUUGGGCUACGGCACUCGUCAUGAUCUCCCCUUACACCUUCUCCGCCAUCGGCAUCGCCGUCGCAAUCGGCGUCUCCGUCCUCGGCGCUGCCUGGGGGAUUUACAUAACCGGUAGUAGCUUGAUCGGUGCUGCAAUCAAGGCUCCCCGAAUCACUUCCAAGAAUCUCAUUAGUGUAAUCUUCUGUGAAGCUGUUGCUAUAUAUGGUGUUAUUGUGGCAAUUAUUCUACAAACAAAAUUAGAGAGCGUUCCACCAUCAAAUAUCUAUGCACCGGAGUCUCUUAGAGCUGGAUAUGCAAUCUUUGCUUCAGGAAUUAUCGUGGGCUUUGCGAAUCUUGUUUGUGGGUGUGUUUUCUUUUUUACCUACACCUUAUUAUAUCUAUGCAGGAAAUUCCCCUGGUUUUCUGGCAGAUUGUGUGUAGGAAUAAUUGGAAGCAGCUGUGCAUUGUCUGAUGCUCAGAACUCCUCUCUCUUUGUGAAAAUUCUUGUGAUCGAGAUCUUUGGUAGCGCACUUGGGUUAUUUGGAGUUAUUGUUGGAAUUAUUAUGUCAGCUCAAGCAACGUGGCCCUCAAAAGUUUAGUUUGCCUUAUAUCAGAGUGUUUGAAUGCAGUUAAUAUAGAGCCCAGUAUGUUGUCUGUACUGCCUGCGAUUAAAGUCUUCUCUGUUUUCCCUGUUGGUAGGAAUGUAAAAUCCAGCGUAAUAGCUUGCCUCCAUUACAUCUUUAGGCUGUAUGAUUUACCAAUGAGUUAGAAUGUAUUGCGUAUCAUCAGAAAUAUUAGUCUGUUGAAUUUAAAUAUUUUUUUGGAGGACUAAAUCUUCGGUGUUUGUUCAUUUAUCAAUAAAAAUGUUAAUUUAUUUGGGCUUGUGAAUAAAGUCAACA